Messenger RNA from Parnassius apollo (apollo), 2034 nucleotides. The record is from the annotation of a GenBank genome assembly. Lineage: Eukaryota; Metazoa; Arthropoda; Insecta; Lepidoptera; Papilionidae.
AUGAUACGAUGUUGCCUGUUUCGUUUGAUAUACGAGAUGCAACAACACGGGACAAACGUUGCAAACGUUGAUGGUCAAGGUCUUUGCGAGCGACACGUGGACCAAAUGCUGCGAUAUACGGAAAGAGACAAGACACCUGAAACUGCGAAUGACGUAUGUUGUGCAUCAGCAUUUCACCUGAAGUAUGCGAUUGCCAUCUCCCCUGCACCUUUCCCCGUUGGUAUGCCGGAUAAUAACAAUAACGCUUCGCCAGACGGCACAGCAUCCACGAAUACGCAUUCUAAUGUCGAGACUUCUUCACGGGAAGGCAGUGAGACAACUUUAAUGAGAGUAGAGGCGGUGGUGGCAGAUCGGCAGAGUGUCUCGGCGGAGGGGAUUAUCCUUCGACAGGAUGGUGGGGAGCAACCAGAGUCUGCUUCUGUUGCAACUAAACCCGGUCCUUCCCCGUCACAUGGCGAUACCGAACAAAGCAUCCCUCGCUGCCGUUAUAAUGAAAAAGAAAAUUGUAAAAUUAUAAAUUACUUUUGUGUUAUUAGUUUCUCAAAUGAAUGCGGAAGGGAUGAGUUAUAUGCGCACAGCACUGUUGAAUUAACCAAAUCAAAUAUACGUCUUACUGACAGUCAAGAAAGGACAUGGCGAGAAAAAUCGAAGCGUGUGUUGAAGGACAUCAAGUAUUGUAUACGCGAAAUAACAGUUGAGCCAUGUUUGUUUACUUUCAUGUUGUGUACAGCCUUGUCGUCACUUGCUGUACAAAAUAUGCAUUUGGAGAAAUCAUGCAGAGUUAAUUUACAAUACAGCGAUGAGAUAUGCGAUCGCAUCAGAGAUCGGAACACUACGGGUCUCGAAAAGGAAUUAAAUAAUGUUCAGUCAUCGGUGGCUAAAGUAGUGGCCUGGAAAUUCCCUUUACAAACAGCAAUACCCGCUAUAAUGGUACUUUUUAUUGGAGCAUGGAGUGAUAAAACCAAAAAACGAAAAAUAUGCAUAUUAUUUCCUUUCACCGGAGAGAUUAUUGCCAAUAUUGGCCUUUUAUUUGCUACAUAUUACUUCAAUGAGUUAUCAUUAACAGCGACAGCGUUAAUUGAAGCAUUACCGGCUGCGUUCACUGGCAGCUACAUCAUUAUUUUCAUGGGCAUGUACAGUUUCAUGGCUGAUAGAACAACAAUCGAAAACAGGACAUUUCGAUUAGGUGUGGUUACAAUAUGUGUUAGCUUGGGAACUCCUACGGGAACAGCACUGAGUGGGAUUUUACUGAGAGUAUUGGGUUAUUAUGGAGAAAACUACAAUGCUAUUAGUGAUUACAGUGGCAAUAAUAAAUUUAAGGAAAAGUUAAAGGAAAUUUUUAAACUCGUAGCAGAAACGGCUAUGGUAGCUGUUAGACCUCGAGCAUUUGGUUUGAGAACGCAAAUAUUUUCAGUAAUUUUGCUGUAUAUUAUCAUGGUGGGGCCUCUGUAUGGUGACUCGCAAGUCAGUUAUUUAUAUGCGAUACGAAAAUUCAACUUAAGCGAAGUGGAAUUCAGUAUUUAUGGUGCUAUUAACACUAUUUUGGGUUUGAUAGGAACUUUCUUCUGCAUAACAGUUUUAAGUAAAAAACUGGACGUCCAAGAUAGUAUAAUUGGAGUUUUGGCUGGUGUCAGCAGAAUAGCAGCAUGUAUGGUCUUCGCCUUUGCUCCUAAUAGAGAGUGGUAUUAUCUAGCGCCACUUUUUAACAUAUUCAGUCACACUGGGUUGACUGCUGUAAGAGCUAUUGCUACGAAAAGUGUUCCUACGGAGGAAGUUGCCAAAUUAAGCUCAUUAAUGGGUGUCACAGAAGCUAUAGCACCCUCUAUAUACAUGCCUACAUCGAGUUUCAUUUACGUUUCAACUAUAGAGACCUUCCCUGGCGCAUUUUAUAUGUUCGAUGCAGCCCUCACGGUAUUUGCAUUGGGAUUGUUCACAUUAAUUUACAUUUUGGUAAAGCGAAGGAAGGAAGUAACUGUUACAAAUCCUGGCCGAAAAGAAGAAUUUGCGAGAACGAAUGAAGUUUCGAACUUUUGA